GGCUCGGCUGUCACCCACCUGUCACCUAAUAUUUUUGAGGUUAUUUUUAAAGUCGAACUAAGGAAGUAAAUAGAAAAUAUUUAAAAAAUUAGAACAAAACAAAAGGUUCCUAUUGAGUGAGAGGGAAGUCUGCAUUUCCGGAGAGGUUCACAUCAAUUCAAGAAUUUAUGCGAGCCAAUAAGUAAAAUUGUGAUUUACGAUAAACACCACCCUCAUCAUGUCACAACGCACCCUCACCUUCGUGACGGGCAACGCUAAGAAACUCGAAGAGCUGAAGGCAAUAUUAGGUAACACUUUCCCUUUACAAAUUGUCAAUCACAAAGUGGACCUGCCAGAGUUACAAGGAGACAUCAAUGAAGUGUCCAUUAAAAAGUGCCAAGAGGCAGCUCGGCAGCUGAAGAGACCCGUGUUAAUAGAAGAUACGUCUUUAUGUUUUAAUGCCUUAAAGGGACUGCCUGGACCUUACAUCAAAUGGUUCCUUGAAAAACUAGGACCGGAAGGACUGCCUAAGCUAAUUAGUGCCUGGGAUGACAAGUCAGCUGAGGCUGUAUGCACCUUUGCAUAUUGCGAGGGUGACUGUGAGGACUCACAAGUAAUCCUAUUCCAAGGAAUCACCAAAGGACAAAUUGUAGAACCGAGGGGACCUAGGGACUUUGGAUGGGACCCUGUCUUUCUACCUGAAAGUUAUGACAAAACAUAUGCAGAACUACCAAAGGAAGAGAAAAAUAAAAUUUCUCAUAGAUAUAAAGCUUUAGACAAACUUAGAAAGUAUUUUAAUGAAAAAUGCUCUGCAACUGUUUAGUUAUGUUGCAAAAUUUUAUGUAAUUUUGUUGUAAUAACCUAAUAGAAAGUUAAAU
Messenger RNA from Plutella xylostella (diamondback moth), 857 nucleotides. Its product is annotated as inosine triphosphate pyrophosphatase. Gene Ontology annotation, molecular function: nucleoside triphosphate diphosphatase activity. Gene Ontology annotation, cellular component: cytoplasm. NCBI's taxonomy places the organism in Eukaryota, Metazoa, Arthropoda, Insecta, Lepidoptera, Plutellidae. The record is from RefSeq and is a predicted model, not a curated record. Gene Ontology annotation, biological process: nucleoside triphosphate catabolic process.